Molecule: messenger RNA, 813 nt
Organism: Echinococcus granulosus
Lineage: Eukaryota; Metazoa; Platyhelminthes; Cestoda; Cyclophyllidea; Taeniidae
Product: putative antigen
Exons: 5
Coding region: 1-813 (270 amino acids)
Molecular function (GO): protein binding
Source: RefSeq, a predicted model, not a curated record
AUGGUGUUCUACUUCUCCCUCAUUGUGUUGACGACUUUCCUUUUGGCUGAGAAAUCCAGAGGAGAUAGCCCAAGCCCAGCGUUGAGAGAAGCCUCGCUCUGGCAAUACUUUAAAUGGAGACACAUAGAGUAUGACACCUUCAAAUUAAGUUGGGUAGACCAAAGGUUGACCGAACUGGGCGUAACUGAUGUCGCAGUGUUUGCGAUACCAUUUUCUAAAUUCGGCUACCCCAAGGUCGCAAUUUCAACUGUCAAACAAGGAAAACUCACUCUCAGAGGACUGCUGCCCGACACAAAGUACGAAUUCACCACUAUCGCACUUCACCAUCGUGAUCAAGUUCUCCGUCGCACGGUUUACGGCACAACAGGACCACUUGGAAGGACUGGUCCGGGACGCAUCUUCCCUCCGCCUAAUAUUUAUUGUUAUCCCAUGAAGGAAAACGCGAUUAGGGUGGCUUGGGGAGUUGAGGAGAUGGGUGACCGCGGCGUGGAUAAAAUUAUUGUGAAAGCAAGAGCAGUAAAUGGCACGGGUCACAACAGGACGGAAAAAGUAUACGCGGGAGCUGCACAAGUCACUCUUGAGGACUUGACGCCUGAGACAUUGUACAGAGUUUCCAUGGAUGCUUAUCGAAAUGGAACUCUUAUUUUUGGUUCCGAACGUUUCAUCAAAACAUGGCCGGCAGGAAAAAGAGGACAAAAUUCUGCUAAGAACAUUGGCGUCUCAGAGACGCACACAGAAAAGUGGGCAAAAACUAAGGUGCUGGUGAAUCCCUUGAUCUCAAAGACGAAAUACAUGCAGCUGAAUUGGUUGUGA